UUUGCCCUUCAACCCCGCGGCCACUUCCCGGGCCCGGGAGGAGGGAGGCCGGACCGUCCUCCCGCCCGCUCCCUCGGCCUGUCGGCGCCUUCCCCACGUCAUGUGUGCCUGUCCCGACCCGGCGGGGGACCAGUGCUGCCCUCGCGGAGGAUCCGUCCAGGAUAAAGAGCAUCCAAGAAAUCUGAUCCCAGAACUCUGCAAACAGUUUUAUCAUUUGGGAUGGGUCACUGGGACUGGAGGAGGAAUUAGCCUGAAGCAUGGCAAUGAAAUUUACAUAGCUCCAUCAGGAGUACAGAAAGAACGAAUUCAGCCAGAAGAUAUGUUUGUUUGUGACAUAAAUGAGCAGGAUAUCAGUGGACCUCCACCAUGUAAGAAUCUAAGGAAGAGUCAAUGUACUCCUCUCUUUAUGAAUGCUUAUACCAUAAGAGGAGCCGGAGCAGUGAUCCACAGUCAUUCUAAGGCUGCCGUCAUGGCUACCCUUAUCUUUCCGGGACAUGAGUUUAAAAUUACGCAUCAAGAGAUGAUAAAAGGAAUCAGAAAAUGUACCUCAGGAGGAUGUUAUAGAUACUGUGAUACACUAGUGGUCCCCAUUGUUGAGAAUACUCCUGAAGAGAAGGAUCUUAAAGAACGCAUGGCCCAAGCAAUGAAUCAAUACCCGGAUUCCUGUGCUGUAUUAGUGAGGCGUCACGGAGUAUAUGUAUGGGGAGAGACCUGGGAAAGGGCCAAAACCAUGUGUGAAUGCUAUGAUUACUUGUUCGAUAUUGCAGUACAGAUGAAGAUGAUAGGACUGGACCCUUCAAAGCAUCCGGCUGGUGAAAAUGGAAUUGUAUAACCCGCUACAGUACUUACUUGUAGCUAAUGAACCCAGAAUUUCUACCCUGCUUGCAUUGUACUUGCCCAAGCACUUAGUAUAGUCUUCUGCACAUAGUAAGUGCUCAAUAAAUAACUUUGUUGAUGA
Molecule: messenger RNA, 958 nt
Organism: Tachyglossus aculeatus (Australian echidna)
Lineage: Eukaryota; Metazoa; Chordata; Mammalia; Monotremata; Tachyglossidae
Gene: APIP
Product: APAF1 interacting protein
Exons: 7
Coding region: 101-832 (243 amino acids)
Cellular component (GO): cytoplasm
Molecular function (GO): metal ion binding; methylthioribulose 1-phosphate dehydratase activity
Source: RefSeq, a predicted model, not a curated record